Octodon degus (degu) is the source of this 2000-nucleotide messenger RNA. RefSeq names its product isoaspartyl peptidase/L-asparaginase-like. The transcript is spliced from 6 exons. Lineage: Eukaryota; Metazoa; Chordata; Mammalia; Rodentia; Octodontidae. The record is from RefSeq and is a predicted model, not a curated record. Gene Ontology annotation, molecular function: asparaginase activity. Bases 387 to 1313 code for a protein of 308 amino acids.
GUGCGCAGGCGUGCGCCGGCGGCCGGCCGGGACGUUGGUGCGGCGGUUAGCUGAGCCGCCUCAGGGCUGCGCUCGCUCCAGCCGCGCAGGGUUGCAGGACCAGCUGAGUGGGUGCAGCUCGUGGCCGGGCAGACCGGGGCCGGGACUGGGACCCUGACGGGCUGGGAAGCGCCCGGGAAGCGGAGGCCGGUGGGCAGGACUCGGAGGUCCCGGGUGUCCGCGGCUUGUGGCGUCGGGUCGGGCCGGGCGGAGCGGAGUCGGCAGGCCGCCUUCGUCCCCGGGCUGAGGGCGGGGCGCGCCCUGUGGCCCAGCCCCUGCCCUGGAGGCGCGGCCGGGCUCCCCAGCCUGGCCACCCUCCAGUCCCUGCUCACCCGUAGCCUGGAGACAUGGAGCCGGUGCUCGUGGUCCACGGCGGCGGCGCCAGCUGCAUCUCGUGCGAGCGCCGGCAGCGCGUGCGCCAGGGCGUGAUCCGGGCGGCCUCGCUGGGCCACGGCGUGCUCAGGGCCGGGGGCAGCGCCGUGGACGCCGUGGAGGCGGCGGUGGCGGCGCUGGAGGACGACGCCGAGUUCAACGCAGGCUGCGGCUCCGUGCUGACAGCAGAUGGAGACGUGGAGAUGGACGCCAGCAUCAUGGAUGGCAGAGACCUGGGCGCGGGAGCCGUGUCCGCCGUGCGCUGCAUUGCAAACCCCAUCAAGCUGGCGCGGCUGGUCAUGGACAAGACCCCACACUGCUUUCUGACUGACAGAGGUGCAGCCAAAUUUGCAGCAGACAUGGGGGUCCCGGAGAUUCCUGGGGAGCAGCUCGUGACGGAGAGGAGCAGAAGACAUCUGGAGAAGGAGAGGCGAGAGAAAGGCACCGCAAGCCCUGACUGCCCCACGAACUUGGGAACCGUGGGUGCUGUGGCCCUGGACUGCAGAGGGAACGUGGCUUAUGCCACCUCUACAGGGGGCAUUGUUAACAAGAUGACUGGCCGCGUCGGGGACUCGCCAUGCGUAGGGUCCGGAGGCUACGCCGACAACUGCAUUGGAGCGGUGUCAACCACAGGGCAUGGCGAGAGCAUCCUGAAGGUGAACCUGGCCCGGCUUGCACUCUUCCACCUGGAGCAAGGAAAGACGGUAGACGAGGCUGCGGAAUUGGCGCUGGGCUACAUGAAGUCGAGGCUCAAAGGCUUGGGGGGCCUCAUCAUGGUCAGCAGAGCAGGGGACUGGGCAGCAAAGUGGACCUCGACCUCUAUGCCCUGGGCGGCCGUGAAGGGUGGCAAGGUGCACUCUGGCAUUGACGUGGGUGACACCACCGUGACAGACUUGUGCUGAGCUGGAGAUGAUGCCUGCAGGGCUGGCAUAGCUUGAUCAAUUAGAUGUGGAAGGGCAAAUUCACCGCGUCUGUUCCUGCUUUUGUUCCUGGUCCAUGAGCAUCGGAAUGUUUGCUUUUGGGCUCACAGAAGUCCAAGAAAGACUAACAUCAGAUCUAGUGGGAUGGAGAGUGUCACAAGCUGAAGGACCUGAGCUAAGGCCAUGGGCACCAGGGCAGGGGACUUGGGGUGGGUUGGGGCGAGCCAGUGAUCCUCACCCAGGCAAACUGAAACAUCACCCAGCUGAUGUGAGGCAUGAGACCUCCUGGCAACAGGUGUGGUUCCAGGCAAGAGGCACAGAUUUUCUAAGGCCGCUCAGGUCGUGUGUGACCCACAGUGGCUUGGGCUCCCUACCCUACAGGACCCCCCCCCCAGGUCUCCCUGCCUAGUGUGAGGGUGCCGGUGGGGCUGCCGUCCUGCAGUCAGGGAUUUCCUAGGUCACCCGGGGGCUGGGGGCCACGUAAGGGCACAGGGCUCUCGGCACACCAGCCUCCCCAGCAGCAGGGGCUGAGGGAUGCAGAGGGGACGCAGGCCGGGCUGUGGUGCGUCCUGGGACAACCCUGCUUGCUUGCGGGGAGCGCGGAGGUCCGGGGCGGGGCGGGCGUCUCCGCCCCAGGGAGCUGCCCGGGUGCUUCCUUUCCUCCCGCUC